Messenger RNA from Suillus bovinus, 705 nucleotides. RefSeq names its product SH3-domain-containing protein. Bases 1 to 705 code for a protein of 234 amino acids. The transcript has 4 exons. NCBI's taxonomy places the organism in Eukaryota, Fungi, Basidiomycota, Agaricomycetes, Boletales, Suillaceae. Gene Ontology annotation, molecular function: protein binding. The record is from RefSeq and is a predicted model, not a curated record.
AUGGCGGUCCCACACAAUGCUCAGUCUGCCGCACUGCUCGCCCACGUCGCGGCACAAUUGCAGCUCAAUAUCUCCUUCCUGGAAUCUCAGAACUACAUGUCUGCUGAAGACGCCGACAGCAUGCGUGAAAUAAUAUCACGCCUGCCCGGCGGCACAGGCCAGUCGGUUGUGACCACCAACUUUAACGUUAUCACUCCAGCAGUCAUGACUAGAGCCAUCCCGCCUCCAUCUGUACAAGCGCCCGCGGUAUCGCCAAUUUCCUCCCAGAAACCUAGAUUCGCGAAAGCGAUCUGGUCAUACAAUGAGGACGGGGGAGAACCAAAUGAUCUUUCAUUCGCUGCUGGCGAACUCAUCGAAGUCAUCUCGGAGAAGAACGAAGAUUGGUGGCUUGGUCGCGCACGUGGUCGGGAGGCUCUAUUCCCAUCUAACCAUGUCGAGAGCGUAGACAUCCCCCAAGCCGAUGCAGUUACGACAACUGCAAAGAAACCGUAUAGGCCAUUUGGCGCCGCUUUGCAUGGGGUUGAUCAGCCUCCCGCUGCAGGUGUAGGCGUCAACUCUGUUGGUCUGCAGGAAGCAUCUGGUCAGGCAGACAAGAAGAAUAAAUUCGGAAAGUAUGGUAACACGAUGGCCCACUCAGCCGCAGGAGGCGCUGGGUUUGGUGCUGGUGCUGCCAUUGGCGGUGGUUUGAUCAGAGCAAUUUUCUGA